Molecule: messenger RNA, 3654 nt
Organism: Leishmania braziliensis MHOM/BR/75/M2904
Lineage: Eukaryota; Euglenozoa; Kinetoplastea; Trypanosomatida; Trypanosomatidae
Exons: 1
Coding region: 1-3654 (1217 amino acids)
Molecular function (GO): protein binding
Source: RefSeq, a predicted model, not a curated record
AUGCGCAGCUCCGCGUCGGCUAAUCUGUCGCGCACCGCGAGGCCAUCGAAGACUGGUGCGUCCAUCUCACCCUCUCGCACGGCGCUCUCGCGCGGCGCUUCGCCUGCCAUGUUGGCGGCGGUACACCGCGAGAGAGGGCGCAGCACGUCGCCGUCUACGCAGAAGAAAGCCCGUUUAGGUGCUGCGGACGAUGUAGCGACGGUUGUCAGCGGUAGCGCAGCGGUGGCUCCCACCACCGGCCACGGUACCGCCAGCACAGCGUCACCGUCCGUAACAGGUGUGUCGCCCUCAUACUUUGCGCAGGACGGCAGGCGCUUUGAGCCGAACACAUACGAGACGACCUUUAACUUCCGUGGCCAGUACGAGCACAUCGUCGUGGCGCACGGUACGGCAACGCUGUGGUGUGCCAACACCGCAUCCGGCGCCAUCGACCUCUACAGCUGCGUCACUGGUCAGUUUGUCACCUCGCUUCGCCCGCUGCACGAGGAGGUAGCGGCGCGGCAGGUGGAGUUGUCGGAGUUGCCGUUGAAUACGUCGUGCAGAAAGGCUACCAGCGGCGGUGCCAAAGGUACCGCGAGCGGGUUGCUUACUUCGCACUGCGGCACCGCGGCACCUACCCCUCGCAGUCGAGGGCUUGUUUCUACACGAGGAGGGAGGCGGCUUUCAGCGCCAUCGUCCGCCGGCGGCGCGGCUCAUCCCCAUGAGUCGGCGCCUAACCGUGCCUCGGCAUCCAGUCCUGUGUCUAUGUGGCUGCGCGCGCCUGAGGGAAGCGUUCGUGCGACCGCCCUGUGCGCCACCGCUACACACGUGUGGGUCGGCUACACCAAUGGCUCCGUCGCCGUCUACGACGCACUGCUUCUCAAGCUCAUCACUUUUGGCCAGUUUCACACCGAGCGCGUCGUGUCCAUUGUUGAGCUUUGUAAUAUGCAGAUCGUAUCCGCCUCCGCGAGCGGCCUCUUGAUCCUGUGGGACACCGAGCAAGGUGGCUUCGAGGCGGUGACACGAGUGACAGUGCUGCUGGACUCCGUCCGCGAAGGCGCGGGGGCGCUGUGUGCCAUGACCUCUGUUCCCCCCACCGCGCGUGUGUGCUGCGGGUUCGAGUCAGGUGUAGUCUACAGCGUCCUUGUCGCGAGCCGGCCGCAGGGACAGACCACGCCGCAGGAACUGCGUGGUCACCAGGGGCGAGUGAACGCCAUGGCGGUUGUGCGUGAUGUGCUGUUCACUGCCUCGGAAGACAGCACCGUAUGUGUGUGGCACCGCGGUGGUACAGUCUGCGCACGCGGUGCGGAGAGUCUCGGUGACAAGGGCAGACGCGGGCCCGUGUCGUCGAACCACCUCAGGGAGGCGACCCAUGACGGCGGUCAAGCAUGCGGUGGCCUUCACACGGGUGGCCCCAUGAAAAUGCUGAAGCGCAUCACCGUCAGCCCAUGCGUGCGAUCUCUCUUGGCAGAGGAGCAGACCUGCAGUCUGUGGGUGGCGUACGCGGACGGCCUCAUGGAGCGCUGGAGCGCCAACCCAGACGACGACUACGGCGUGGAGGAAGUGGUCGAGGGCGCGCUGACAACAUCGCAAUCAGCCGGCAACGGUGGCGUGCGCGCCCUUCUCUCACUGAGUGUGGUGCAGACGAUGCAGUGGCUUGCGUUGUCCAGCAACGGUGUGAACAAGGUCUGGUACGGGCAUCAAAACACCUUAGAGAUUGAUCUGGCGAACUCCAUCUCCACUUUGGCACAGGUGGUGGAGCAGGACACUGAGGACGCCGCAGCGUGGCGAGAGCGGGUGAACCUGCUGAAACAGAAGGAGGCAGAGCGAAGAGAGAAGUACGUGUGCAUCCUCGAGCAGCUGAGCGAGCAGCGGGUGCUGCUGCGACACUACGACAUGUGGAAGCGCUCCAUUCUCUUCGUUGGUGCCCGGCGCAAGCGAGUCGAGGCAGUCGCCCACACGCUCGAGAAGAAGUCUCACCUGCAGCUGAUUCGUCGCUUCUUUGGGCAGUGGGCGUCCUUCUACGACGCCCAGCAGCGGCACAUUCGCGCCUAUGUGCUCGCCAUGGCCCUCUCCCGCGCCACAGAGCAGCUGCAGCUGCAGGCCUACUUCCUGCGGUGGCAGUCGUACCUUGUCUAUCGCCAGGUACGGCAAAAGGCCGUGGAAGGCGUGCAUGUGCUCGCGCGUCUGGUGAACGCCGCGGUGAUCGGCUCAUAUUUUCACCGCUGGCGUGCUGCUGCAGCGACGACCAUCCGACGGCAGCGCAGCUGCAUCUCAGCCGAGCAGCUGGCGCUUCUCGCAAGCAAGGCGCAGCGGCAGGUGCUACAGCGGGCGCUCCGUCAGUGGGUUUCACACACCGACGCGCAGAAGAGGUGCAAGCAAAACGCCUCUGAAGCCGCCGCAGCAGCGGCGACGUCUCAUGACGGACUGCCGGUGCCUGGCACUUCGUCGCUCGCUCGCUUUGCUGCGCACCACGCUCAGAUGCAGCAGCAGCAACACGGACGUCGGGUCCUCCAGCUGUGGCGGCGCUGGACAGAGCGGCGCGCUCGGCAGGCGUCCCUCGCAGCGGUGGCGGCCUUACGUGAGCAACAACUGAGCUACGAGACCGGCCAGCGCUUUUUUCUUCGCUGGCGUCAGCGCGUGCACGCGCGGCAUAUGGGCGAGAACAUGGAGCAACUUAAGGUGCUCGAGAUGGAGCUGCGGCGUGCGGAGGCUGAGCACGGGGAUAUCUUUGAGAAGUUGCAGCUGCAGCGACAGCUCGACCUCGUCCUCGAGCGGCAGGCCGCGGAAGAGGCGCGCUUGGCUCACGUCAAGGAUCAGCUGGCCUCUGCAGAGCAGACUUGCUCGGAGCUGCGUGCGCGUCAGCGGACGCAAAGUGUCAUUAGCAGCAAUGGUGUGGCAGGCGCCAGCUCGCGUGACAGCAGCUUAGCGCCCUCAAGUGGGGCAGCAACGGGCGCCUCCGCUGCUGUGGCGCUAGCAGACGCAUCGCCGCGCUCAUCCAUCGUGCGACUCGCUGGCACCGACACGGAGCUCUCGCUGUCAACCACCAGUGAGAGUCCGCCGCUUACCCAGCUGCAGUCGCAGCCGCAGCAAGUGGUGCUGUCGACCAUGAGUCGUGGCCACAUGGCAUCGAACGCUGCGUGGUACCGUGCGAUGGUGGACCAGCAGCGUCUGUCACCCAUCGUGCUGGCCCACAUGCCAACGGAGGAGGCAGUGCACCACGUCAUGGGCCAGCUCAAGGGCAAUGUCGUCAACCUCUACACCGAUCUAGCGCUCUUUCGGCAGGUGAAGGAUCGCCGGCGCGCCGGUACAUCAGCGGUCGGCAUCCUCCUCGAGGCCUUUGGGGAGGUGAAACGGCUCAUCGUGAUAACGGUGCGCGGCGCAUCGGCCAACGCCGCCUCGGCAGCAGCGGCGCGCAUGGGUGGCAAGGCGACACGGUGGCCGCUCAGCAUGGAGGCGCUGGACUGUAUUCCAGUGCACCACUGCGCCACAGUGCUGAGUGCCAUCAAGACACUAGUCGUUGCGUACGAUCUCCUGCAGUCUGAGGACAUGGCCAAUGUGCAGACGACCUGCGAGGAGGUGGUUGUCAACGCCGACUGGAUCUUCCUGAUCGCGCGCGCGUGCUACCUGCGCCGAAAACCUGCGCCGCCGGUGAAUAAUCGGCAGCUUAUUUAG